CACUCCCUUCGGUCCCUCUUUCUCACUUUCUUUCUUCCUUCCUUUCCUCUACCUUGCGAGGGCGACCGUAGCUCUCGCUCGUGUCGCCAUGGCAGGCGACCGCCCGCUCCUCUCCGGCCGCCCCUCCUCCGAACUCUCCAACGAGCGCGACAUCGCCGAAGAAGAUGCCCUGCUUACCGGCCAACCUACUAUGCGCAGCGACGGAUCGCGAACAUGGAAGUUCUGGCGCGAACUGGGGCUCUUCGUCUGGGCCGUGAUAGCGACCGCUGUCGUUAUCGUGCUCGCGGUUAUCUACCAGAAGUCGCAGGACCCGAACCACAGCACCCCGAACCCGACCGGAAAGAGGAAUCUCAUAUUCAUGGUGUCUGAUGGCAUGGGCCCGACGAGCCUGAGUCUGACGCGGAGUUUUAUGCAAUUCCAGAAUGGGGCGCCGUAUAGCGAGCAGCUAGUCAUUGAUCAGCAUUUGAUCGGGCAGUCGCGGACGCGGUCCUCGUCGUCGCUGAUUACGGAUUCCGCUGCUGGAGCGACGGCAUUUUCGUGUGGGUCGAAGAGCUACAACGGUGCCAUUUCUGUGACACCGGAACAUGAGCCCUGCGGGACGGUGCUGGAGGCUGCGAAGAAAGCAGGUUAUAUGACGGGAUUGGUGGUCACCACGAGGAUCACGGAUGCGACACCCGCGUGCUUUGCUGCGCACGUGAACAUGCGGUCGGAGGAGGAUCGUAUCGCGGAGCAAUUGGUGGGCGAUUACCCGCUUGGACGAACUGUUGAUUUGAUGUUCGGUGGCGGACGGUGCCAUUUCCUGCCCAAUUCGACUGAAGACUCGUGCAGAGCGGACAACAAGGACGUCGUGGACCUGGCGAAGAAGAGCGGCUUCACCUACAUCUCCGACCGCAAGGACUUCGACAAUCUGAAAGGCGGUGGCGGGCUUGACUUCCCCAUGCUUGGCCUCUUCGCCGAUACCGACAUCCCGUACGAGAUUGACCGUCGCAAUGAGGACGACAUCUAUCCUUCGCUUCACGAGAUGGCAGAAGUCGCUCUUACGGCACUUAGCGAGGCCACCAGGGACAGCGAGAAGGGAUUCUUUCUCAUGAUUGAAGGUUCACGUAUCGAUCACGCUGGCCACCACAACGACCCUGCAGCUCAGGUCCACGAGGUGCUUGCCUACGACAAGGCCUUCACCAGCGUCCUUGAGUUCCUGAAGAACGAGCCGACAGAAGGAGUCAUGGUGUCGACGUCCGACCAUGAGACCGGGGGUCUGGCUACUGCUCGACAACUUCAUGCUUCUUAUCCUGAAUACGUCUGGUUCCCCGGCCCUCUCGCCAACGCCUCCCACUCCGCCGAGCGUCUCGACCUCGAAUACAACAAAUACCUUACGAACGACCCCUCCGAUGACGCUAAGGCAACCUUCAUUCGGGACUCCAUCUCCAGUGGCCUCGGCCUAAAAGACUACACGGACGAUGAGGUUGCGAAUCUCGUCAAAGACCCCUCCACCGCGCUCUAUCAAUUCGCCGACAUGAUGUCCCGUCGGUCCCAAACGGGCUGGAGCACCCACGGCCACUCGGCCGCAGACGUUAACAUCUACUCUUCGGAUCCCAAAGCCGCACUGCCGCUCGUAGGCAACCAUGAGAACACUGAAGUAGGCGACUUUCUGAGGGAGUAUCUAGGCGUGGAUGUCGAGUCUGUCACGAAGGAGCUGAGGGAGAAGGGCAAGGAGCUGAAAGUGCUAGAUGCGAAUGGGACGGAGGUCAGCUGGAUGGGCAAGAUUCCAGAGGAGGGAGAGAGGUUGGAUGGGCAGAAUCAUCUUGCGAGCUAUGGGGGUGACUUUAAGAAGAGGCAUCUGCUGCAUGGAAGGGGCUGUGACUGUGGGCAUUAGACGUCGGGCGGAUAGAAAGAGGGGGAAGGAUGGCAGUGGAUAUACCUAGUUUUGCAUUUUGGGCGUCUUGCGUCGGCGUUUUUGGGGGCCAUGAUACCGACCUCCCACGGGACUUUUGGAUUAGCUGGUAAUUCGUAUCAAGACUUUCAUUCGAUUCCGUAUAGCCCUUGCUAGAGCUCUACGGCUACGCAUAACUUUUUCUAAUCGUCCCGGUUUUUGUCAUUGACCUUUGGCAUCUUCUUGGACUUCAUUAAUACACUUAGAAAC
Trematosphaeria pertusa is the source of this 2140-nucleotide messenger RNA. RefSeq names its product alkaline phosphatase-like protein. Gene Ontology annotation, biological process: dephosphorylation. The record is from RefSeq and is a predicted model, not a curated record. The transcript has 2 exons. Gene Ontology annotation, molecular function: alkaline phosphatase activity. Gene Ontology annotation, cellular component: fungal-type vacuole membrane. NCBI's taxonomy places the organism in Eukaryota, Fungi, Ascomycota, Dothideomycetes, Pleosporales, Trematosphaeriaceae. Bases 89 to 1873 code for a protein of 594 amino acids.